GAAAUACCCGAAAAUCCGAAAUACCCGACCCGAACCCGAACGGAUACCCGAACGCCCACCCCUACAAACCUGUUUGGACUAGUGUUGGUCCAAUAAUCCAAAACUUAGAUAAUAUGAUUCUUGCAUCAGAACUAUUCUUGAUAUUAACAUAUAUUUUAAUAUUGGUUUGCUUCAAACUCUAACAAAGAAAAAUAUGGAAGUUAUGAAUGCACUUCAUUGUUUGAUCAUCCGAUAGUGAGAUUCUAAAUUCCAUACAAUGUAUCUUCUUCUUUAAGUUCAACAUGUAUUUUCAAAAUACAAAGUAUGAAACAUUUGUCAGUGUUUAGCACAAGAGUUUGUUCUCUUAUAUACAUAGUUUUAAUUUAAUUUUAAUUUAUAUAUUUUGUUAUUUAAAUUUGGUUUGUUUAUAUUAUGGUUUUGAACGGUAUAAACUGGCUUUAUAUUCGAAGACGGAAAAUUUAAACUAAUUUUUUUUCUGAAAACUUGUUGCAUGUUUUAAAAUGGUGAAAAUAGUAUUUACAAUGUUUUUAACAACUUAUUUUGAGAAGCAAAAAAAAAAACACGAAAACGCUAUAGCAAGACUGGACCGGAAUGUAAAAUAUAGAUCUAAAAUAUUUUCGGACCGAGCUAGACUGAAUUCAAAUAUUUACAGUUUUUGGGCCGAGUCCGGUAGCUCUAUUGACAUCCCUAUUUAUAGGUUUACGACAAAACUCUACGGGCUGUCUUAUACAAACAUUCUAGACAAUAACUUGCGGAAGAAGAUAACCAUAAUCCCAUGUACCUAGUUCCCGACCUACUGGAAGAGAUCUUCCUUGGACUGCCAUUGAGAUCCGUAGUCAAGUUCAGAACGGUCUCAAAACAAUGGAGAUCAAUACUCGAGUCCCUGAGGUUCGCGGAGAGGAGGCGUAUGAUGAAUGCUCAAACGAAGACGAAAAUCAUGGCGGCAGGAGACCGAAGCCGAACACAAACGUGCUUCAAAGAGGACGAAGAGGUCGAGAUAGUCUAUCUGCAGUGUGAUGUCGCCUCACGACCGUCGCUGUCAUGUGACGGUCUAGUUUGCAUCCCCGUACCAGGCUGGGUCAACGUGUUCAACCCUUCCACCGAAGAGCUUCUUAGAUUCUCUUCCGGCCGAGAUCCACCGAUUCCCCGUUAUGCUAAUAAUUACGUAGAUUGUGUAUUUGAUGUCUUCCCUGGAUAUUGGAGGAUGGGAUUCGGGCGAGACAAUGUGAGUGGGAGCUAUAAAAUAGUGAGGAUGGGCUUUAACCAUCAUUGGGAGAUUCACCGUUGCGAGAUUCUUGACGUUAACAUUGGGAGAUGGCAGAAACUGAGUCCGCCUCCUUACGAGAUAGGAUAUAGAAGGAAGUCGACAUGUGUAAAUGGGUCCAUCUAUUGGGUAGAAGUAUUGCCUGAUCAAAAACUUUUAGCUUUGGAUCUUCAUGCGCAAGAGUGGCGUGACGUUGGACUACCGUUAGGAGCACUCGGAAAAUCAUUCCAGGUAGCAAACCUUGAAAACCGUCUAGCCUUAGCUGCAACCUAUAUUGAGAACGAUCAUUGGAACGUGAAGAUAUGGAGCGUGGAAGCACCAGAAGAAACAUGGAGCAUGAUUUACUCCAUACGUUUAUUCCCUCUCGACCACCCUUACGACGACCCUUCUUCCCCUUUAUGGUAUUGGACUAGGCCAGUGGCGGUUUCUAAGAAAGGAAACCUUUUCGUCCAAGACAGUUACAAGAGGUUGUUCAAAUGUUACCCAGAGACGGGUGAAGUUCGUUUAAUCGCUGCAGAGAUUUGUGUGAUAUCUCCUUUUGUUGAAAAUUUGGUCCCCCUUGGACGUUUAGACAGCAAAACAUAUGGACUUAUACAUCUAGAUCACGUGCCGUUGUCCUCGCGGAUAUUCAAUUUUUUCCGACGAAUGGAACUUAAGAGAUCGAGCAUUUUGGUAACCACCACUGUUGUGACUCUUGUAAUGUUUCGCUAUUGUUCCCAUUUGUCUAGAUCUAUUAGUAUUUAUCAUGAUCAGAGUUUAUAGUUUACUAGUGUUGACCCCAUGCUAUGCAUGGGAAUCUUUUUUCUGUUACAAAAACAAAAUCAGUUUUAUAUAUCACUAAAUUACAUGUAUAAUAACUUUGAUUUAUUAGAGGGAAAUAUAUAUACAUAAACAAACUAUUAACACACAUUUAUCAGUGUUAAAAGAACAUUAUCAUUGGUUAACCACAGACAUAUAAAAUUAGUUCAGAGAUGAGGAUACAUGAUUAAUUUGGAAAUGUGAUUAACAUCUGGAAAUGUCAUUUCAUAGUCCUUUACUAAUUUUUGGAGAUGGCUUGAACUGAGUUUUUUUGGCUUGUUUCAUUAAAAGAAAACUGUUUUCUUGAAUUAUUAUUUACAGGUUUCGCUGGAAAAUUUGUUAUCUAAAAAUAUUAAUUAUCUUUUUUGUUUUUAGAUAGCUAUUAAAACAACCUAGGAAAUUUAUAAAACAACAAAACUUGUGAAUUUUCAAAAUUCAAUUGCAGAAAGCAAUUAAAAUUUUAAGUUUCGAAAUCGUAAAGACAAAAAAAUAAUCAAAAUUAUUGUUUACCUAAAUUAUGAAUGGUCAAA
Molecule: messenger RNA, 2592 nt
Organism: Brassica rapa (field mustard)
Lineage: Eukaryota; Viridiplantae; Streptophyta; Magnoliopsida; Brassicales; Brassicaceae
Product: F-box/LRR-repeat protein At2g43260
Molecular function (GO): protein binding
Source: RefSeq, a predicted model, not a curated record